AUGGAGACGGAUCGUAUGGCCGUCUGGGGUUGGACACACGUCGAGCCUUUCGCUAUAAACACACCGCAGCAGCAGCAGCAACAGCAGCAGCAGCAGCAGCAGCAGCAACAGCAGCAACAGCAGCAACAGCGUGAGAUGGUAACGAGGCCAAGGGGAGGGAAGGCGCGUAUGGCCGUCUGGGGUUGGACACACGUCGAGCCUUUCGCUAUAAACACACCGCAGCAGCAGCAGCAGCAGCAGCAGCAGCAGCAGCAGCAGCAACAGCAGCAACAGCAGCAGCAGCAGCGUGAGAUGUCUUCAUCGCAGGAAGCCUCGGCUGCUGAUAGUGGUGCAGCAGCAGCAGCAGCUGCUGCUGAUGCUCCUGUCGCUGCUGCAGCUCCUGCUGCUCCUGAUGCUGCUGCAGCUGCUGCUGCUCCUGUUGCAGCAGCAGCAGCUGCUGCUGCCGUUGAGGAGACAUCACCUAAAGGGGAGGCCCCAGCAACAGCAGCAGCAACAGCAGCAGCAACAACUGCAGAAACAGCAGCAGCUGCUACAACAGCAGCAGCAGCUGCAGCAGCAGCUGCAGCAGCAGCAGCAGCAAACAUAAGCGCAGCAGCAGAGAUAGCCACCAAGACAGAACAAAAUACAGCAGCACAGCCUGGGGAUGCAGAAGCAGCUGCAGCAGCAGAUGAUGCCAAAGCAGCAACAGCAGCAACAACAGCAGCAGCAGCAGCAACAACAACAGCAGCAGCAGCAGCUACAGAAGCAGCAGCAGCAGCAGCAGCAGAAGCAGCAGUAGCAGCAACUGAGGCUUCAAUGGGAGAGGCGGAGAACCCAAGGGCUGUUGGCUCCACAGACAAAGCAGCAGCAGCAGCAGCAGCAGCAGCAGCAGCAGCAGCAGCAGAACCGAAAGCAGCAGCAGCAGGUGCACCCGCUGAAAUCCCCGCAGCAGCAACAGCAGCAGCAGAGGAGUCUCCUGCUGCUGCUGCUGCUGCUGCUCAAACGAAGCAGCAGAGCGACUGCAACUAG
Molecule: messenger RNA, 1008 nt
Organism: Eimeria mitis
Lineage: Eukaryota; Apicomplexa; Conoidasida; Eucoccidiorida; Eimeriidae
Exons: 3
Coding region: 1-1008 (335 amino acids)
Source: RefSeq, a predicted model, not a curated record